UUUUUUUCCUCAUUUUACCAUUCUAACACAAACAUAAACACAACACACAACACAAAAACAGCAACACUUUUAUCUUUGUUACAAAAAGUCAAAAAAGCACCGUACAGUGCUAUUUUUGCUUGCAUAUGUUGUCCUUGCAGAUCUUGCAGAAGAUUCAAUUCAACUCUUGUUUUUUUUCAUUCAACUUGUUCCUGAUUUUCAGGAAGGUAUAAUAAGGUUUUUCUUCAUACCCUUUUGAUGUUUUUGUUCUUGGAUUUGACUGGUGGGUUUUGUUAAGCUUGUUGUAGUGAUUAGUGUUUCUGGGUCGUUUUGUGAAUUGUUGUGGUGAAUGAAGUGCUGGAAUUGAUUUUGAAGGUGAAAAAAGUUUGUAUUUUGAAGUUGUUUUAGUGAUUUUGUUUUUUGAAGAAGUGAAAAAGGUUAGAAUUUGAAGUUGUUUUGGUGAUUGUUGUGUUUUUUUUUUUUGGGAGAGGUGAAAAAGGUUUGAAAUUGAAGUGAUUUUAGUGAUUAUUGUUGUUUUUGAAGAAUUUGAUUCUCAAUGGCUGUUGAGGAAUCUAGGCAAGUGAUUCCUGAGUUAGAAAGAGAGGAGAAUUUAAUUGCUGCAGCAAGACAUAUUGUGAUGGCUUUAGGGUCAAAGAACAGUCUUACAAAUGAUGAAAAGAAGAUUCUGGCUGAUCUUGGAUCAAAGUUGUCUUCCAUGAACAUACAAAGUGAGAAGGAAGAGGGGAAGAUAGGGAGAGAAAAGGAGAAUGAUAUCGAUAAGGAGGACGAGGUGAACGAGGAGGAGGAAGAGGGUGUUGGUGUUAUUGAACAACGACUUGGUUUGAUUCAGGAGAAAAUAAUGAAAUGGGAGGAAGAUCAAUCAAUGAUUUGGGAUUUGGGACCUGAAGAAACGUCUGAGUAUUUGAAUGCUGCUAAUGAUGUGCGCAUAUUGAUCGAGAAGUUGGAAGGUAUGCAUUUGAAUAAAGAAGAUCAAGAGUAUGAGUUUUUGCAAAGGGCUUAUAGUGUUCUUCAGACGGCUAUGACACGGCUUGAAGAAGAGUUUAGCAACCUGCUUAUCCAGAAUAGGCAACCUUUUGAACCUGAGUAUGUCUCGUUUCGAUCGAGCGAGGAAGAUGCUGUUGAUGGGAAUUCUUUUGUCUCUUUUGGUGAUGAUUCAUUUGAGGAAUCACUUCGAAGAGAUAGUGUCAGUCGAGCCACUGAGGAGCAUGUCAUUGAUUUGGUUCAUCCGGCCGUGAUUCCCGAUCUCAGGUGUAUCGCAAACUUGCUUUUCGCUUCAAAUUAUGCUCAGGAAUGUUCACAAGCUUAUACCAUUGUUAGAAGGGAGGCCUUAGAUGAGUGUUUGUUCAUUCUUGAAAUGGAAAGGCUAAGUAUUGAAGAUGUCUUGAAAAUGGAAUGGGGUACUUUGGUUUCAAAGAUCAAAAGAUGGAUUUGGGCUUUGAAAAUCUUUGUUAGGGUGUAUCUUGCAAGUGAAAGGUGGCUUAGUGACCAGAUUUUCGGAGAAGGCGAGCCUGUUAGUCAAGCUUGUUUUGUCGAUGCAUCGAAAGCUUCAAUUUUGCAGCUUCUGAAUUUUGGUGAAGCUAUGUCUAUUGGUCCUCACCAACCUGAGAAAUUGAUUCGAAUUCUAGACAUGUAUGAAGUUCUUGCAGACCUUAUGCCUGACAUCAAUGCUUUGUAUUCGGACGAGGUUGGUUCCUCGGUUCACUUUGAAUGCCACGAGGUUCUGAACAGAUUGGGAGAUUGUGUGAAGAAAACAUUUCUUGAAUUCAAAAAUGCUGUUGAUUUGAAUCCGUCAACAACACCUUUAGUUGGUGGAGGGAUACAUCCAUUGGCGAGAUAUGUUAUGAAUUAUCUUCGGACUCUUACCGAUUACAGCGAAGCGCUGAAUCAUCUUCUGAAAGAUCAAGAAGAAGAGGAUUCCAUUUCAUCGUCACCUGAUACGAGUCCGGGUACCGAAGAUGAUAACAGAAGCCAAGCAUCUCCUGGUAGAUUUCCCUCAAUGGCGCGGCAAUUCCUAUCAUUUGCUUCAGUCUUGGAGAACAAUCUCGAGGAGAAAUCAAAGUUAUACAAAGAGACUUCAUUGCAGCACUUGUUCUUAAUGAACAACCUACAUUACAUGGCUGAAAAGGUUAAAGGGUCUGAACUUAGGAUCAUAUUCGGAGACGAAUGGAUCCGAAAACACAACUGGAAGUUUCAGCAGCACGCCAUGAAAUACGAGAGAGCUAGUUGGAGUUCCAUUCUCAACUUUCUUAAGGAUGAAGGAAUUCACGCUCCCGGUUCGAAUUCUGUCUCAAAAACUCUUCUAAAAGAGAAGUUACGAAGCUUCUACCUCGGCUUCGAGGAUAUUUACAGGAUUCAAACAGCUUGGUCGAUUCCAGAUGUUCAGCUUCGUGAAGAUUUGCGAAUUUCUAUAUCGGUUAAAGUGAUUCAAGCUUAUAGGACAUUUGUUGGAAGGAAUAAUAGUCAUGUGAGUGAUAAACAUAUUAGAUACACUGCUGAUGAUUUAGAAAAUUAUCUUUUGGAUUUCUUUGAAGGUUCUCAAAAGUUGUUGCAAAAUCCUAUUAGGAGAUGAUAAUAGUAGAUAAGUAAGAAUAAUCCAUUUUUAUCUAACAAUGGCUUUUGUAUUUGGUCAAAAACCUUCUUGUUUCACUUAGUGUGCAUUAUAUGUAUGUAAUGAUUGGAAGAUUAUCAGAGUUAUACUUCCUUUUUUGCAAUGUAUUCUUUAGAUUAUUUUAAUCUGAAUCAAAAUAGAUGUGAUUAUUUGUUGCUU
Messenger RNA from Medicago truncatula (barrel medic), 2767 nucleotides. RefSeq names its product exocyst complex component EXO70E2. Bases 536 to 2569 code for a protein of 677 amino acids. NCBI's taxonomy places the organism in Eukaryota, Viridiplantae, Streptophyta, Magnoliopsida, Fabales, Fabaceae. The record is from RefSeq and is a predicted model, not a curated record. Gene Ontology annotation, molecular function: phosphatidylinositol-4,5-bisphosphate binding. Gene Ontology annotation, biological process: exocytosis. The transcript is spliced from 2 exons. Gene Ontology annotation, cellular component: exocyst.